GGCCUCCAGAUUGGCGGCCAAUUUGCUGUAAGCAGAAACUCUGCCCUGUUCUGUAGCCAGCUGGGCAAAGUCACACCAGCUGCGGUGGGAGAGGUACUCCUGCCCCAGCCGACGUGGGGCCACAUCCCACUGCCAGAUCCUUGAAACAACUACCAGAUGGUCAUUCUGCUUCCUCAUUCCUGGACAGCAGUGUAAGAUCUGGAUUUACAGCUGGGGUCCUUCUGUGAUUUUCUAGGACUCUGACUUUGGAGCUCUGUGUGUGGGACCCACGUCCUGGGCUCGGAGCCAUUUUCUGGCCAGAGCAUUCUCCUCCCUCUCUUCUGCCCCUGGAGGGGAAGUUGCCAGUGUCCCGAGGCUCUGGGAGGCAUGUUCAGGAAUGCGGCAGCCAUCUCUUUACAGCUGACGGGGCCCCUCCAGAGAAAGAAGGCUGGAACAUCUGUCACUCGGUGCUUGCACCAGACUCUCACCAUGGCCAAGAGGGUGCAAGCUCGCAGGCUGGACGGGAUUGACCACAACCCAUGGGUGGAGUUUGUGAAAAUGGCCAGUGAGUGCGAUGCUGUGAACUUGGGCCAAGGCUUCCCCGACUUCCCACCCCCAGAUUUCGCUGUGGAAGCAUUUCAGCACGCCCUCAGCAGCGACUUCAUGCUGAACCAGUACACCAGGGCAUUUGGUUACCCACCCCUGACAAAGAUCCUGGCAAGUUUCUUUGGGAAUCUGCUGGGACAGGAGAUAGACCCACUCAAGAACGUGCUGGUGACUGUGGGUGCCUAUGGGGCCCUGUUCACAGCCUUCCAGGCCCUGGUGGAAGAAGGAGACGAGGUCAUCAUCAUUGAGCCCUUUUUUGACUGUUAUGAACCCAUGACGUUGAUGGCGGGGGGUCAUCCUGUGUUUGUGACCUUGAAGCCGGGCCCCACUCGGGAUGGGGAACUGGAUUCCAGCAGCAACUGGCAGCUGGACCCCACAGAGCUGGCCAGCAAGUUUACCUCUCAUACCAAAGCCCUAAUUCUCAACACACCCAACAACCCUGUGGGAAAGGUGUUCUCCAAGGCGGAAUUGGAGCUGGUGGCCAGCCUGUGCCAGCAGCAUGACGUGAUCUGCAUCGCCGACGAGGUCUACCAGUGGCUGGUCUACGACGGGUACCAGCAUGUCAGCAUCGGUGAGCCAAGCCGACCUGGGUGCCGGCGUCUCCCCCUGGACUUUUGUGGCCGGGCCCCGGAGCCCAACCCGGAAGUGGGCUGGGUCCUGGGCCCGGACAGCCUCAUGAAACACCUGCGCACGGUGCACCAGAACUCUAUCUACCACUGUCCCACGCAGGGUCAGGCGGCAGUGGCCCAGAGCUUCGAGCACGAGCAGCUUCACUUUGGCCAACCCAGCAGCUACUUUGCGCAGUUCCCGCAGGCCAUGCAGCGCACCCGUGACCACAUGAUACGCAGCCUGCAGUCUGUGGGCUUGAAGCCCGUGGUCCCCCAGGGCAGCUACUUCUUCAUGGCAGACAUCUCAGACUUCAAGAGCAAGAUGCCCGACUUGCCCGGUGACGUGGAUGAGCCCUACGACAGACGCUUCAUCAAGUGGAUGAUCAAAACCAAGGGCUUGGUGGCCAUCCCCGUCUCCACCUUCUACAGCGUGCCUCAUCGGAAGAUCUUUGACCACUAUAUCCGCUUCUGUUUCGUGAAGGAUGAGUCCACACUCCAGGCCAUGGAUGAGAAGCUGCAGAAAUGGAAGAAGGAGCUCAGGCCCUGACACCACCUGCUCAGCCCUGCCCCACCUGGUUCCCGCGGGCUCUGCCAGGCUCUGCCUUUGUCCGGGUUUCAGCCAUUCCCAAGUCGGGCGUAUGGAGUGGGGGGGGCCCUUCUCUGGGACACAGGAUGUCCCCCGGGCAGAGCCCUCUUUCUUGAUCUUGGUGGAUUCGGGAGCACUUUACUACAGUGCCUAUAUUCCUGUCCCGGUGGUGAGGUGUACCCGAAGCAGGCCUCUCCCUGCUCCUCCCUGGGUGGGGUGAUACAGUCCUGGGCCCCCUCUGUAUUUUUCCCAGUCUUGUCUGAGGCUCAGUGGACAGAGUCCAACAGGGUACUGGCCUUGAGUCCCAGCCCUGCCCUGGCCCCAGCCCUGCACUGGCCCCAGCCCUGCACUGGCCCCAGCCAAGGCUUUAGCAUCCCUCCCUUUCCUUAUUUAACCUUCACUUUGGGAAGCGGUCUCUAGGCUUGGGUCCUCAAGCCAGUACCUUUCACCCGUAAUAAAGUUUUAAGUUAUUUAGACCCUUA
This is a messenger RNA of Puma concolor (puma), 2261 nucleotides long. The record is from RefSeq and is a predicted model, not a curated record. Lineage: Eukaryota; Metazoa; Chordata; Mammalia; Carnivora; Felidae.